CGCCGCACAGCAAGAUGAAGGCCGCUCUUCUCACGGUGAUGCUCAGCUGCGCCCUGGCGCUGGCCUCGGCCUACUACGACCACGACCUCGCGCACCACACGCACACGACGCAGUGCGGACACCUGCCACUGGCCGCCGCCCCCGCAGUCGCCGCCGUCGCCGCUCCCGCAGUGGCCAGCUAUUCGGCAGGCUCCUCCUAUUCGGCUGGGUCCGCCUACUCCGCCGGCGCAGCCUACUCGGCCGGCGCCGCUCUCAGGACGGCAGCUCUGGCAGCCCCUGCAGUAGCCUACUCGGCGCCGGCAGUGGCGACCUACGCAGCACCUGCAGUGGCGACCUACGCAGCACCUGCAGUGGCCGCCUACUCGGCACCGGCAGUGGCCUCCUACUCCGCACCGGCUGUGGUGAGUGCGGGCUACUCUGGCUACUCCGGCGCCAGCAGGGCCUAUGCGGGAUCUGCUGCCACCUCCUAUACCUCGGCCAUUAAGUCCGUGGUGGCCGCCCCCGCAGUCGCCGCUGCCCCUGUGGUCGCCGCCGCUCCUGUAGUCGCCGCUGCACCUGCCGUCGUCGCCACGGGCUACUCUGGAGGAUACUCUGGGGGCUACUCGUCUGGCUACUCUGCUGGCUACUCAGGAUCGUCUUACAGUUCAGGAAUCAAGUCCGCCGCAGUGAUAUCCGCCCCCGCAGUCGUCGCCACUGCCGCCCCCGCCAUCGCCUACAAGGCCGUCGCCCCCGCAGUCGCUGUGAAGGCGGUCGCCCCGGCAGUGGCCGCCUACUCGGCCGGUGGCUACUCCGGAUACUCCGGCUACUCCAGCGGCAGCUCCUACUCCGCUGCACGCCUGGGCGCCGCCGCCAGGUACUCUGGCCCUGCAGUCGCCGUCGCUGCCGCCCCCGCCGUCGCUGUCGCCCCCGCAGUAGCCACCGUCACCGCCCCCGCCUACGCAGCUGGUGGAUACGCCGCUGGUGGCUACGCCGCCUCCAGGCUGGCCUCAUACUCUGCAGCUUCCAGCCUGAGUGCCGCGUCGGCGUACCGCGCGGCAGCGCCGGCCAUCGCUGUGCAGAAGUACGUCGCCGCCGCCCCCGUGGUGGCCGCCGCCCCCGCAGUCGGCGUGAGGUACUCGUCCGCCGCGGGCGGCCUGGGCUACGCUUCCAGCGGCUACGCGGCCAGCGGCUACGCCGGCUACUCCGGCCAGGCGGGAGCCGUGCGCUACGCCGCCGCCGCCGCCCCCGCCUACGUCGCCACGGCGCCAGUAGCCGCCGUCGCUAAGGUGCCCGUGGCCGCCGCCGUCGUCAAGCCCAUCGUCAAGGAAUACGACGACCACCCCCGCUACGCGUUCGAGUACAGCGUGCACGACGCCCACACCGGAGACAUCAAGCACCAGUGGGAGCAGCGCGACGGAGACGUCGUGAAGGGACAGUACUCGCUGGUCGAACCCGACGGCUCGGUCCGCACCGUGGACUACGUCGCCGACUGGGAGACCGGCUUCCACGCCACGGUCCACAAGGACAGGCCACAGGCGCACCCCUAAGGUCGCCGCCAGAUGACCGCGAGCCUCGCUCACCCUCUCUGGUCAUGUGUCUUCCACAGCCGUGCAUGUCAUGUUCAGAGCAGAUUCUCCGUUGUUCCAUCACGCUCUCCCAAUUGGCGGUGGAUUUUUGACCAGGAGACUUUCUCGUGUCUAAAUCAAGUCUGCUGACACCCCCAACCUUCUUCCUGCCCACCUUCAGUCGUCCAAAAUCUUGAGGCAACUCUCGCCUGGCCGACCUCUUUUCGUGGCAUUGACGUAUCACAUCUCAGUAUACAAGUUGUUCGUAAGGCCAGAUUCCAGGUGCACAAGUGGCUCAUUACUCCUCUUUCUGACACUGGAAAUAAUUUGCGAAUGUUGCCCCAGAUAAAAGAAAGUUCCUUCGUAUCAACUAAGCCACGAACCGCGUGCCAUGAAAUAUUUCUGCUAUAUCUAAAACAGCAAUGUUUCUUCUUUCGGCUAUAAUUAUUGUUUAUUUUUCACUACUAUGCCAUUUUCAAGCGAUAGUUGACGUGCGUGAGGAUAAGCCACCAAACAUUCCAGCCAUCAGCAUAUAGCUGACAAGCAUGAAACUUUGGACAAGUAGUCGGGCAAACAAGUGGUGUGCAAAACGUUUAAAAGUAGUGGCAGAAACAGAGCACUGCACACUGCAAACCAACUGUAAUAAAUUAACUUGUCGUAGCACCGAUCACCGGUAACGACAUCAAUAACAGAGUGCACAUUGAGUCAUUGUUUUCCAUCGUGUCAACACGGAGACCGCCUGAAAAUGGUAUAAUAGCAGAAAUUGGACAGUAAUGGAAAUGUUUCAGAAAUUUUGCACGACUGUGGUAUCUGCCCGAAAAAAAGUAAUUUCCGUUAUCGUUACUCCCAGAACAUUUAGAAUGCUAAAUGUCGCUCUAUUCCGUACUUUUCGGGUUCUGGAAAUAAUCUAUACUCAACUUUAAAAUGUACCGUACAGAGAGGGAAGCAGCGAAGCAACACAAAAUAUAAUGCGUUCCGCUGUAACUUGUUUAUCAGUGCUCACAAGCGUGAAACCUUUGACAUGCUACUCAAUGCAGGAAAGAUAAAUGUGUAAAUAACUAUGACUGUAAUGUUGAAGUGGCGUUCUCCCUUGUUUGGAUGUGUUAC
Messenger RNA from Schistocerca cancellata (South American locust), 2651 nucleotides. Its product is annotated as fibroin heavy chain-like. The record is from RefSeq and is a predicted model, not a curated record. The coding region runs from base 15 to 1526 and encodes 503 amino acids. The transcript is spliced from 6 exons. Lineage: Eukaryota; Metazoa; Arthropoda; Insecta; Orthoptera; Acrididae.